ACAAACUCUCCUCGGACUUGCAGUUCAGCGCUAGCUGCAUACACUUGCUGGGUUGCAACUUUUUCUUCCUCUCCCUCCCCUUCCUCACUUUGACGGGCAGCAAUGAAGUCAGAGUGAUGUCAUAUAAGGAUGCGAGUGCCUGGCAAGGUGACAUAGGUUUUUGGUGAGUGGUAUUCUCCACAGCCAGCGUUGCCUAUCGAGAGAGGCGCGGAGCUGCAAAAGAUGGUAAUCAUCACCACCUCAAGCUCUGUCACGCUCUCUCCUUUUUCUCCUCCUCUUUCGGGCUAUCAUUUCAUGCCAGAAGACCUGAUCUGCCUUCCAAAAAUAAGCCUUUACCACCAUGCCGAAGGAAGAAAAACAAGAAGAGAGGUAUUUUUAGGGCCAUUAACUUUGACCACGUGCCCCGAAGGUAAACUGGAUGGCCAUUGCGCAAAGGUUCUUUAUCGGUAUGUGCAACGAGGCCAGCACGCACUGGACGUUGACUGCAAUUGUUCUCUUGGGGUCUCUAUUGGGGAUUGUGUCAUCAUAUCCGAUUCCAAGCAGGACUAAUGUAACUUUAUUGGAGCAAAGGUGGGAGACCCUCUUUUCCCGCUCCGUUCUCGGCAUCUCUGGUGCGAAAUCGGACAUGAACUGGGAGAGUGACUAUUUGCUGGGCAUCAAGAGAGUGCGGCGACUUUACUGCAACGUUGGCAUUGGAUUUCACCUGCAGAUCCUCCCUGACGGCAGGAUAAACGGUGUACAUAAUGAGAACCAGUACAGUCUAAUAGAGAUCUCUACCGUGGAGAGAGGAGUGAUAAGUAUGUAUGGAGUGAGAAGUGAGCUGUUUGUCGCAAUGAACAGCAGAGGAAGGUUGUAUGGAACGAAAUUCUUCCGGGAUGAGUGCAAGUUCAAGGAGACCUUGCUGCCAAACAACUACAAUGCCUACGAGUCUUCGGUUUACAAGGGCUCCUACAUUGCCCUCAGCAAACAUGGCCGCGCAAAGAGAGGCAACAAGGCCACCACCGCCAUGACUGUCACACACUUCCUCCCCCGAUUAUUAUGAUCAAAACUGGCAAUAACUCACGAAUUUGCACAUGUGGAUGUUCUCCCAGGUAAUAUAGAAUUAUACAAUAUACAUAUAAACCAUUACAAAAGGACUGCAAAAACUACACAAGUAUUUAUUAUCUUUAUAUAUGUAUAUUUGGAUAGCUACCUUUGUAUUAGAACUGUAUAUGCCAUUAUUUGCUGCUUAUCACUUUUAUCAUUAUCGAUUGAGGAGUGUAAGGCUUUGCCAGUCUUCACUUUACUUUGGUGCGUGCCGUAACUGAAGUAUGCUUCACCCUGGCCCAGUAUCUGUGCGUUAGAGAUGUUGACGAUGAGGAUAACGUGUCUACCUUCUAAUUCCCAGGAAGAUCCAAUUCAAACUCCCAUUAGACAGAUCUG
This is a messenger RNA of Coregonus clupeaformis (lake whitefish), 1422 nucleotides long. Its product is annotated as fibroblast growth factor 4B-like. Gene Ontology annotation, cellular component: cytoplasm. Gene Ontology annotation, biological process: regulation of cell migration; positive regulation of protein phosphorylation; animal organ morphogenesis. The record is from RefSeq and is a predicted model, not a curated record. The transcript is spliced from 3 exons. Lineage: Eukaryota; Metazoa; Chordata; Actinopteri; Salmoniformes; Salmonidae. Gene Ontology annotation, molecular function: growth factor activity; fibroblast growth factor receptor binding. Bases 419 to 1042 code for a protein of 207 amino acids.